Messenger RNA from Urocitellus parryii (Arctic ground squirrel), 1503 nucleotides. RefSeq names its product DMRT like family A1 (gene Dmrta1). The record is from RefSeq and is a predicted model, not a curated record. Gene Ontology annotation, cellular component: nucleus. Lineage: Eukaryota; Metazoa; Chordata; Mammalia; Rodentia; Sciuridae. Gene Ontology annotation, biological process: regulation of transcription by RNA polymerase II; sex differentiation. Gene Ontology annotation, molecular function: RNA polymerase II cis-regulatory region sequence-specific DNA binding; DNA-binding transcription factor activity, RNA polymerase II-specific; protein binding.
AUGGAGCAGUCGCAGCGUGGCAGAGGAGACCACAGCGGUAACGGUGUACUCCACCCUGGCCCGGGACUGCUGGCUGCGACCCCUCAUCCCUCACCGCCGGCGUUACCGGUGCCCUCGGGGAUACCAGUUCCACCAGCUUAUCUGCGGCCCUCCGGCCUCUUCCUGCGAGCUGCCGCCGCCGCCGCCGCCGCCACGGCGGGAAGCGGAGGCUGCCGGCCGGUUUCUAGGCUGGAGAGAGGCGUGAGCGCAGUGGGCAGCGGCUACCUGCGGACGCCCAAGUGCUCUCGCUGCCGCAACCACGGUGUGGUGUCGGCGCUCAAGGGCCACAAGCGCUUCUGCCGCUGGCAGGACUGCGCGUGUGUCAAGUGCACCCUGAUCUCCGAGCGCCAGCGCGUGAUGGCCGCCCAGGUGGCGCUGCGCAGGCAGCAGGCGCAAGAGGAGAGCGAGGCUCGGGGACCGCAGAGUUUCUUGUACCCUCGAGCCUCGGGUCCAGAGGUUCUGGCGUCCAAAAGCCGCGGUAGAACGGUGAAUUCCCAGGCGGCCGGCGAGCCUAAGGCGGUGCCCGCUCAGCAAUUGGGUGCCUUGAGGCCAGCUAGUGGUCUGGCAACCCCGGCUAUCGAAGUUAUCCAGCAAGAUGACGCGGAGGACAAACAAGAACAAAAGGGGAGUCAAUGUGACUCAUGCCAGAGUGGACAAGAAGAGCCAUGCUCUAAAUCCCAUCAGCUUUCUUUGGGAUCAUCUUCUAAGUCUAAUGGUGUCAUUGGGAAAAAAAGCAACUGGUCAUCUACUUCAAAACACUCAAAAAAGCAUGCUAGCAUCCAGUCUCCUUACUCUGGGGAGCAAUCAGGAGGUGAAGACAGUCCCAGGUCCUUAUCAUCCUCUGAUCUGGAAUCAGGAAAUGAGAGUGAGGGGGCUAAAGACUGCAUUGCAGUGAGAGCCAGCCUUCCCAUGAUGUCCUCAAGACCAAGAGAUCCUCUUGAUAUUCUUAUCAGGAUUUUCCCACGUUACAGGCUCACCUGGCUAGAAAGCGUUCUGCGGUUCUGCAGAGGGGAUGUGGUCCAAGCCAUUGAACAGAUCUUAAAUGGGAAAGAACGCAAGCAAGAUACCAGGGAUCUAGCAUACUCCAGAAAACUGGAAAACACAGCCUUUUCAAGAGCUUCAAAUUUUAGUCUAGCUAGAAUUGGUUUUGGAACUCUAGGUAAUAAAUCAGCUUUCUCUCCUCUUCAAACCCCAUCUGCUUCUUACAGAGGUGAUUCAAACCUCUACAGCUUAAAUCCUAGACUAGAGAUUAGUCCAUUACGACUGGCAUAUUCUCCCUCAGGGAGAGGGCUGUCUGGUUUUGUGUCACCCUACCUAACACCUGGGUUGGUUCCAGCAUUGCCUUUUCAGCCAUCUUUGGAUUAUACUUUUUCAGGGAUGAUAAGGGAUACUUCCUACUUUCCCAGUAAAAGCUCAAUAAUUGGUAGUAGGCUGUAUUUUAGACCCAGUCAGGACAGUCUGUAA